AUGUCUCUUGCGCAGAACAGCAACUUAGACUCCAAGCGCAGACGAUUCCAACCGUCUAUUACGACUUUCUUCUCUCCAGCCGUGUCCGACUCGAAUGGCACAGACGCUGCAUGCGACCCCCAUCUUUCUCACAACCACUAUGCCGCCGCUACCAAUUCUCCCACCCCCAUUCUCCCUGCCAAAAUCCAAUCCUCUCUCCUCUCGGUCGGCAUGCGCGUCCGAAAAUCAGUCGCUGAAGGUUACAAGACGAAGGGUGUGAAGAUGUUCGAUGCACCUACCAGUACCAUCACUCUCUCCGCAAAGCAUGAACAUUCCACCGGUAGAGGCUGUCCUACCGUCCGCGGGGAACUUGCUCCUUUCUGCGGCCUCUCCAAAUCAUGCGACUACACUAUUCAACCUCACUCUAAUCCAGUCUAUCGACUGUCUGAGACAAGGGACCAUAACGUUGACAUCGUUACCGACGAUGGCGAUGCGUUCUCGCUUCCUCCCAGCAGUCAAGAGUCCGUUUACUCGGCCAACAAUGGCCAGAAACGAUCCUAUGACCCUGAUGAUGCGGAUGAAUACGCCAGUGACUUUGAACACAAUGUGUUUGUAACUACAGACACCGUACCCGGUCGAACCAUCCUCUGUCCGAGUCUGGGGCGCCAACGGCGGCGAUUCGUUGCAUUACAAAACCAAGCCAUUCAACAGGGGACUAUGCAAGUCGAUGACUUCGAGGAGCCAGUGUUUCUUCGUAGGCGGGAAGAGGUUGAUACCGAUUACUUGCCUGGUCGAAUAGGUAGUUGUGAGGUUGAAAUGGGAGGGGCAUGA
Aspergillus lentulus is the source of this 810-nucleotide messenger RNA. RefSeq lists its product as uncharacterized. The record is from RefSeq and is a predicted model, not a curated record. Gene Ontology annotation, biological process: intracellular protein localization. Gene Ontology annotation, cellular component: cytoplasm; nucleus. NCBI's taxonomy places the organism in Eukaryota, Fungi, Ascomycota, Eurotiomycetes, Eurotiales, Aspergillaceae. Gene Ontology annotation, molecular function: ribonucleoside-diphosphate reductase inhibitor activity.